Molecule: messenger RNA, 12556 nt
Organism: Thalassophryne amazonica
Lineage: Eukaryota; Metazoa; Chordata; Actinopteri; Batrachoidiformes; Batrachoididae
Product: mucin-2-like
Cellular component (GO): extracellular matrix
Molecular function (GO): protein binding
Source: RefSeq, a predicted model, not a curated record
AUGGUGCGGCCCCAACUUACCUCACCAAACUGCUCACACCACAACAUCAACCUGGACCCGGUCAGGCCAACAGCACCUUUGCUCCAGCCCAGGACACGGCUUAAAACUAUGGGCGACAGAGCCUUUGAGGCCGCAGCUCCCCGUCUGUGGAAUGCUCUCCUGGAGCACCUCAGGGCUCCACAGACCGGUGUCACACACUCUUCCGAGGGCUUUGAAACAGGUGAACCCCGGAAAGCAGCAGGUCCAGAAGGUGUUUCACCCAGAGUCCAAAAGGCCUGUGCAGAACAACAGGCAGUGCCGGAAACUGUUGACCUGUCCAUCCGGUCCACCACAUCCAACUGGGUCCUGCAAUUCCUCAGACCGCAGGUUGUAUGGAUGGGAAGAACAGUCUCCACUGAGCUCUCAAGCAGCACUGGAUCACCUCAGGACUGCUGCCUCAGCCCCAAACUCUUCACCCUAUACACUCAUGACUAUGUGUCCAACAUAGACAACACAGUCAUCAUCAUAUAUGUUGAUGACAGGACCAUCCUGGGCCUCAUCAAGGUUCAGAACCAUGUGAACCAAAUCUGCAGCACGUGGGGAAGUGAAAACAUCAAGACAUUUGAUGGCAAUAUAUACCAGUUCCCUGGUAUGUGUGAAUACAUCCUGGCCUCCGACUGCCACGAGUCCUACCACGAGUUUCACGUCAAACUGCCGUACUACAAUGCAGGGGUAGAGGUGGAAAACGGUGCUGUGUACUUCAAGGAGGCCAAAGUUGGGGUUGUUGUAAUGUGGAAUGGUGAUGAUGCCAUCAUGGUGGAAGUGGAUCCUGAGUAUGCAAAUCGUACUUGUGGGCUAUGUGGAGAUUUCAAUGGAAACGAAGUCUACAAUGAGUUCUUUCACAAUGAUCGCAGAAUUAGUUCAAUUGAGUUUGGCAACAAACAGAGAGUCUAUCAACCCAAUGAUGACUGUGAUGACCCCUAUGAAGAGGAAGAUGAACCAGAAACUAUGCAGGAGUUAUGUGCAGAAAAAAAACCUUGUGAAGAUGUGCUGCUUUCACCAUCAUGGAACUCAUGCUCAAUAUUGAUCAACCCUGAUCCUUACAUCCAGACUUGUGUUCAAGACAUGUGUCAUUGCAAAAACAGUACAAACGACUUCUGUGUCUGCAGUACAUUUUCUGAGUACUCUCGUCAGUGUUCCCAUGCUGGAGGCACGCCCCCCAACUGGAGGACAAGCUCAGUUCUGCUGCGAACAUGUCCCUUCAACAUGGUUCACGAAGAGAGCGGUUCCCCUUGCGUGGAUACUUGUUCACAUCUCGACACCGGUUCACUGUGUGAGGACCACAAAAUGGAUGGAUGCUUUUGUCCUUCUGGAACCGUGUUUGAUGACAUUUCCAUGAGAGGUUGCAUUGCUCAGUCAGAAUGUCAGUGCAAGCACAACAAAGUCUAUAACACUGGGGAAGUUUAUGUUCAGGAUGGCAAGGAAUGCACAUGUUUUGAGGGUAGAUGGGACUGUAAAAGUCUUCACACUCCUGCAACCUGUGCAGUUGAAGAGGGUUCACAUGUAACUACAUUUGAUGGGAAAACCUACACCUUCCAUGGAGAUUGUUACUAUACCCUGGCUAAGGUGGACAGUAAGGAUGAUAAAAGUCCAAAGUUUACCAUCCUGGUUCCGGUACCUUGUGCAAACAGUGAACUUGACACUUGUCUGAAAAGCCUGAAACUCCUGCUGAACAAUGACAGAAACAAUGAACUGAUGGUUACUUAUGAUGGAGCAGUAAAGUACAACAUGCAGUCAGUCACUUUGCCGUACCACUCAGGUGAUAUCAACAUUUUCAAAGCUUCAUCGUUUCACAUCAUACUACAGACAAGUUUUGGGUUACAAAUUCAGAUUCAGCAUGUGCCCGUCAUGCAAAUAUACGUCAGCCUGGAUGAAGCAUACAAGUCUAAAGUUCGUGGUUUAUGUGGGAACUACAACAUGGUUAUGAAAGAUGACAUGAAGACUCCUCAGGGGAUUGUGGAAGGCACAGCUGCAACUUUUGGUAACUCUUGGAAGGCUAACCCUGUGUGUCCAAACAAAGAAGAGAGAGUUGAUGACCCCUGCUCCCUCAGUAUGGAAAAUGAGAGAUAUGCCAAACACUGGUGUGCCUUGCUGCAAAGUUCAAAUAGUACCUUCAUGCAGUGCCAUGCAGCAGUUGAUCCUGAUACAUAUUACAAGCGCUGCAUGUACGCUAGCUGUAACUGUGAGAAGAGUGAGGACUGCCUCUGUGCUGUCUUCUCGUCUUAUGCACGAGCUUGUGCAACAAAGGGGGUGUUGCUGACUGACUGGAGAGAGCAUGUGUGUGAAAAAUAUGCAAGGAGCUGCCCAGUGUCUCAAACCUUCUCCUACAACCACCAGAGGUGCCAGCUGACAUGCAGAUCCCUCAGCUCAGAACAAAAGAGCUGUACGUCGGACUUUUUGCCCGUGGAUGGCUGUUCUUGCUCAGAGGGUCACUACCUAGAUGACAACGGUAUCUGUGUCCCCAUGGCAAAAUGUCCCUGUUUUUACAACGGAAACUACGUCAAAGCUGGAAAAUCCGUCAGUGUCAAUGAAGAGCACUGUGUGUGUUCCAAUGGAAAGCUUCAUUGUCACACUUGGAGACUUCGUUCAUUGACAUGCCCUCAUCCAAAGCAAUUCUUCAACUGUUCCGACGCAGACACCGGAGAGCGUGGCGUGGCGUGCGCUCGCACCUGUUUAAAUCUGGAUGGCGAUGAAUGCUACUCUACAGAGUGUCAGUCCGGCUGCCGGUGUCCAAGUGGGCUUGUUGAUGAUGGGAAUGGUUUCUGUGUGAAAGAACAUGAAUGUACAUGUCAGCAUGAUGGGCUUCUCUAUAAACAUGGAGAUGCAAUCCUGAAUCAGUGCAACACUUGCACCUGCACUAGUGGAAACUGGAUGUGUACUGACAAGCUAUGCCCAGGAACCUGCAUCAUUUAUGGAAGUGGUCAUUACAGCACAUUUGAUCAAAGAACAUAUGGCUUUCAAGGGCACUGUGAAUAUAUUGCUGUCAAGAACACUUGUGGCAAUAAAACAGUGCAACAAGCCUUUGGAAUUAUCACAGAAAAUGUACCAUGUGGGACUACAGGUGCUACCUGCUCCAAAACUGUCCGAAUUCAACUUGGGCGAACGGAAAUCAAACUGUCAAAAGGAAAAGCUGAAGAGGUGGACCUGGAAACUGGACCAUGGAUUGACUACAGCAUAGCACCCAUUGGUUUAUAUCUGGUCAUAGAAACUGAGAUUGGUAUCACAGUGAUGUGGGAUCGCAAAACAACUGUCCGCAUCCUCUUACAGACACAGCACAGCGGAAAGGUGUGUGGUUUGUGUGGAGACUUUGAUGGAGAUGGAAGUAAUGACUUCAUCACCCAGGGUCAGCUACCAGUUAGUAAUCCAUUAGAAUUUGCGAACAGCUGGAAGGUGCGCAGCACUUGCCCAGAUGUGGAUACAAAUAUUGACCCUUGUGUAGUAACACCCAAUAGACGGUACUGGGCUCAAAUGAUGUGUAGCGUGAUAUUGGGAGAAACAUUCAAAGAGUGCCACAGCAAGGUUGAUCGUAAACAAUUUUAUGAUAACUGUGUGAAAGAUUCAUGUGCCUGUAACUCUGGAGGAGAUUGUGAGUGUUUCUGCACAGCGGUUGCAGCGUAUGCGCAAGCUUGUAAUGAGGCUGGCAUAUGUGUUGCAUGGAGAACUCCGGACAUCUGUCCCAUCUAUUGUGAUUACUACAACAAUCCUGAUGAAUGUAAGUGGCACUACAAUCCUUGUCAUCCACCUUGCUACAAGACGUGUUUGUACCCAGACGGAAUAUGUGCUAACCCUCUCCCACACCUGGAAGGCUGUUACCCCAUAUGCCCAGAAGAUAAGCCCAUAUUUGAUGAAGUGAACAACGUUUGUGUUGAUAUAUGUCCUACAACACCAACUACAACCUACCCCAACCCCUACUAUGACCACACUGCCUACUACAACUCCUACAAGGCCUACUACAACCACACCGCCUACUACAACACCUACAAUGCCAACCACAACCCCUACUACGACCACAUUGCCUACUACAACACCUACAAAGCCUACUACGACCACACCGCCUACUACAACACCUACAAUGCCAACCACAACCCCUACAAGACCAACCACAACCCCUACUACGACCACACCGCCUACUACAACACCUCCAACGCCAACCACAACCCCUACAAAGACAAUCACAACUGGAACACCUAUGACAACUCCUUUUUAUUGUUGUACCACAAUUAUUUGUUCCACAACACCCAUGUCAACUCCACCACCGACCACAACCACAACCCCUACUACAACAACCACGCCUACUACAACAUCUACAGGGCCAACCACAACCCCUACAAGGCUGACUACAACCACACUACCUACUACAACACCUACAAAGCCAACCACAACUCCUACAAGGCCAACCACAACCCCUACUACAACCACACUACCUACUACAACCCCUACAAGGCCAACCACAACCCCUACUACAACGACACUGCCUACUACAACACCUACAAGGCCAACCACAACAACUACAGGGACAACCACACCUCCUACUACGACUACACCCCCUAUUACAACCCCUACAAGGGCAACCACAACCCCUACUACGACCACACUGCCUACUACAACCCCUACAAAACCAACCACAACCCUUACUACAACCACACUGCCUACUACAACACCUACAAGGCCAACCACAACACCUACAAGGCCAACCACAACCUCUACUACAACCACACUGCCUACAACAACACCUACAAAGCCAACCACAACCACUACUAUGACCACACUGCCUACUACAACACCUACAAAGCCAACCACAACCUCUACUAUGACUACCCUGCCUACUACAACACCUACAAAGCCAACCACAACCUCUACUAUGACUACCCUGCCUACUACAACACCUACAAGGCCAACCACAACCCCUACUACAACCACACUGCCUACUACAACACCUACAAGGCCAACUACAACAACUACAAGGCCAACCACAACACCUACAAGGCCAACCACAACCCCUACUACAACCACACUGCCUACUACAACAACUACAAGGCCAACCACAACACCUACAAGGCCAACCACAACCCCUACUACAACCACACUGCCUACUACAACACCUACAAGGCCAACUACAACAACUACAAGGCCAACCACAACACCUACAAGGCCAACCACAACCCCUACUACAACCACACUGCCUACUACAACAACUACAAGGCCAACCACAACACCUACAAUGCCAACCACAACCCCUACUACGACCACACUGCCUACUACAACAACUACAAGGCCAACCACAACACCUACAAUGCCAACCACAACCCCUACUACGACCACACUGCCUACUACAACACCUACAAAGCCAACCACAACCCCUGCUACGACUACACUGCCUACUACAACACCUACAAGGCCAACCACAACCCCUACUACAACCACACUACCUACUACAACCCCUACAAGGCCAACCACAACCCCUACUACAACGACACUGCCUACUACAACACCUACAAGGCCAACCACAACCCCUACUACAACCACACUACCUACUACAACCCCUACAAGGCCAACCACAACCCCUACUACAACCACACUACCUACUACAACCCCUACAAGGCCAACCACAACCCCUACUACAACGACACUGCCUACUACAACACCUACAAGGCCAACCACAACCCCUACUACAACCACACUGCCUACUACAACACCUACAAGGCCAACCACAACCCCUACUACAACCACACUGCCUACUACAACACCUACAAAGCCAACCACAACCCCUACUACAAACACACUGCCUACUACAACACCUACAAAGCCAACCACAACCCCUGCUACGACUACACUGCCUACUACAACACCUACAAAGCCAACCACAACCCCUGCUACGACUACACUGCCUACUACAACACCUACAAGGCCAACCACAACCCCUACUACAACCACACUGCCAACUUCAACACCUACAAGGCCAACCACAACAACUACAGGGACAACUACACCCCCUACUACGACUACACCCCUUAUUACAACCCCUACAAGGGCAACCACAACCCCUGCUACGACUACACUGCCUACUACAACACCUACAAGGCCAACCACAACCCCUACUACAACCACACUGCCAACUACAACACCUACAAAGCCAACCACAACCCCUACUACGACCACACUGCCUACUACAACACCUACAAGGCCAACCACAACUACAGGGACAACCACACCCCUUACUACGACUACACCUCCUAUUACAACAACUACAGCUUCAACCACAACAACUACAAGGCCAACCACAACCUCUACUAUGACUACCCUGCCUACUACAACACCUACAAGGCCAACCACAACCCCUACUACAACCACACUGCCUACUACAACACCUACAAGGCCAACUACAACAACUACAAGGCCAACCACAACACCUACAAGGCCAACCACAACCCCUACAACAACCACUAUGCCUACCACUACACCUUCUGUGACUGGCUGCCCUAUAUGGAAUGUAGGGGUAAGCCUGGUGCUUCAGUUCCUGUGGUGGCAUGUCAGGAUUGUGUAUGUACCCGAGAAGUGAAUCCAAAUGAUGGCCUUUUCAAAAUAGCUUGUGAAUUCCAGCAAUGUGAUGAAAAAUGUGCAACGGGAUAUGAAUAUGCCGAAAUUGAGGAAGAUGAAUGUUGUGGGAAGUGUGUCCAGACCCACUGUAUCGCCACUAUUAAUGGUACCAAACAUCUCUUAGCACAAGGAGAAUCUUGGGCACCACCUGGUAACAACUGUGAGCUUUACACUUGUAUUAAGACCGAUGGGAUAUUCACGGCUAUAAGUCACACAUUGUCUGUCCACCAUUCCAGGAGGCCAACUGCCAACCUAUACUCUGAAUUAGCAGCAGCUAUGCAGCAUUCUUGCUCGUGCUGCAGGGAAUCACGCUCCAGCAAUCGCACGGUUGACUUGCAAUGCCUGAAUGGAGACACAAUUCCCUACACCUACAUGUACGUGGAGGAGUGUACUUGCGGCCAGUCAGAGUGUACCACAGCUGCGAUACGAUCUGCUCGCAAGAGGCGAAGCUUCACACUUGUCACUUGUGAGAACGGUAAGUGGAACUGUGAAAACACAGGCUGCCCUGGCGUCUGCUCUGUGCUGCAUGGCUCUUACAUCACCACCUUCGAUGACAAAUCAUAUCAAUUUCACGGAGACUGCUAUUAUGUUCUCGCCAUGAUGAUUGUAAUUAAUGCUAAUGGACAGUUGUACUAUAACGGUCAAACUGUGCAAAUGCCUCUUUUUUUGGAUGAAGUGAUCAUCUUCCAGCCGUCAACAUUCUACAUUGUUGUGAAAACUAUCUACGGGCUUCAAAUUGAAAUUCAACUCAUACCCAUUAUGCAGCUCUACAUCAAAGCCAAUACUGGUUACAAAGGAAAACUCUCGGGCCUUUGUGGAAACUAUAAUGACAAGGAAAUUGAUGACUUCAAAACCACAGCUGGCUUGAUAGAAGGAACUGCUGUGACAUUCGGCAAUGCAUGGAAGGUCAACGCAGAGUGCACAGAUAUUCGCUGCACUUUUACAAAUCCAUGUGGCUUGGUUAUCGAGAAGGCAUGUUAUUGCAUAUAUAAUGGAACUAGAUACGAAUAUAAUGAGAACAUCUAUGAAAAGUCUGAUGGAGAUGGAACCUGUGUGAAAGCUACUUGCAAAGAAAAUGGAACCAUCGAGAGAUCUAGAUACCGUUGUUUGACAACGACAUUGCCAACAACAACUACGCCACCGACCACCACCACCACGCCACCCACCACCACCACCACGCCACCCACGACAACAACCACACCACCCACCACUACAACCACGCCACCCACCACUACAACCACGCCACCCACGACAACAACCACACCACCCACCACCACAACCACGCCACCCACCACAACAACCACGCCACCCACCACAACAACCACACCACCCACCACCACCACCACGCCACCCACCACUACAACCACGCCAUCCACGACCACAACCACACCACCCACCACUACAACCACACCACCUACCACCACAACCACGCCACUCACCACUACAACCACGCCACCCACGACAACAACCACACCGCCCACCACCACAACCACACCGCCUACCACCACAACCACGCCACCCACCACAACAACCACACCUCCCACCACCACAACCACACCACCCACCACCACCACCAUGCCACCCACCACUACAACCACGCCACCCACGACAACAACCACACCACCCACCACUACAACCACGCCACCCACCACCACCACCAUGCCACCCACCACUACAACCACACCACCUACCACCACCACACCACCCACCACAACCACUCCACCCACAACUACAACAACACAAACAACAAUUGUAACAGGACCACAUACAACUAUUCCCUUUACCACGCAUGUGACAGGAGAGGUGAAAAAUGUAACAGUAACCACCAUCACCACAGAAAUAACCACUACAACCACACCACCCACCACCACAACCACACCACCCACUACUACAACCACACCACCCACCACAACAACCACGCCACCCACCACCACAACCACGCCACCCACCACCACAACUACGCCACCCACCACCACAACCACGCCACCCACCACCACAACCAUGCCACCCACCACAACAACCACGCCACCCACCACUACAACUACUCCACCCACCACCACCACCACGCCACCCACUACUACAACCACACCACCCACCACUACAACCACGCCACCCACCACCACAACCACGCCACCUACCACCACCACCACACCACCCACUACUACAACCACACCACCCACCACAACAAUCACGCCACCCACCACCACAACCACGCCACCCACCACCACAACUACACCACCCACCACUACAACCACGCUACCCACCACUACAACCACGCCACCCACCACCACAACCACGCCACCCACCACCACAACCACGCCACCCACCACUACAACCACGCCACCCACCACCACAACCACGCCACCUACCACCACCACCACACCACCCACCACCACAACUACACCACCCACCACCACAACGACACAACCUACCACUACAACCACACCACCCACCACCACCACCACACCACCCACCACCACAACGACCCCACCUACCACUACAACCACACCACCCACCACCACAACCACGCCACCCACCACUAUAACCACGCCACCUACCACUACAACCACACCACCCACCACCACAACUACACCACCCACCACCACAACGACACAACCUACCACUACAACCACACCACCCACCACCACCACCACACCACCCACCACCACAACGACCCCACCUACCACUACAACCACACCACCCACCACCACCACCACAGCCACAACUAUCACAACGCCUUGUUACUGUGUGUACAUGGAUCAAAAAUUAUCGCCUGGUGAAGAAAUCAGUGGAAAGAGCGAUGAGGAAGGCUGGUGUUAUGUUGCAGUUUGCACUUCAGAAUGUGUAAUUCAAAAGUUAAAUUAUCUGUGUACGACUACAAGGCCUCCAACAACAGCUACAACAAAGAAACCCCCAAAAAACUGUACUUAUGAGAUGCCACCAAGAGAGCAUGGUGAGACAUGGGUACCAUGCAGCUGUAUUAUGAACACCUGUGAAGAUGGCGUUGUGAUUUCGAAUCACAAAGAUUGUAAAGAGCCAGUCAUACCAAUAUGUGCAAAUGGGUAUCCGCCAGUCAGGGUUUUUGAUGAUCCUGAGGAAUGCUGUUUUCACUUUGAAUGCCAAUAUAUCUUCACCGGAUGGGGAGAUGGUCAUUAUGUGACGUUUGAUGGCACCUAUUACACACAUCAUAAAAACUGCACAUACGUGUUGGUCAAAGAGAUUACGAUUAAAUACCAUUUCAAAAUACUUAUCAGCAAUCAACACUGUGAUUGGAGUAAAGAUGUGGCCUGUGUCCGCACCUUGACUGUGUUCUACAACAACUAUAUAAUUAUUCUCAAGCAGGUCCAACACAUAAAGUUCCUGGUAAGCAUCAACGGUGAAAAUAUUUACCCAUCAUACAACCAUGACGGCAUUAUUAUCACGACAACAUCAAUUGAGUUAAUCUUGAGAAUCCAGGAAAUCCAUCUGUUCCUGGUGUUUACGGAGAAUUUAUUCUCCAUUGAGUUGCCGGCUACACUUUUCCACGGGAACCUUGAGGGACUUGGUGGUAAGGCUGACAACGACUCGAGCAAUGAUUGCUAUUUACCAAAUGGUGAGGCUUCUACAGACUGCUCUAGGAUGGCAGAUGAGUGGCUUGUAGAUGAACACAAGGAAGAAUAUUGUGUGGAACCCCCACCUCCGCCCACACCAGGCCCAGACUGCAAUGUAAAUAUCUGUGAGGUGUUGAAGUCCAGCGUGUUUGAGGCAUGCCAUGGUUCAGUUUCAGUAGACGUCUAUUAUAAUGCCUGUAAAGCUGAUCCCUGUAAGAGUUGUUGCUUUCUGGAGGCAUACGCUCAGAUGUGUUCCAGCCUUGAUAUGUGUGUGCACUGGAGGAAUCACACAAGUGGAGUGUGUGAAUACCAGUGCCCAGGAAACAAAGUUUAUAAAGCUUGUGGACCAACGUUUGAGGAAACUUGCAAUGCAAGGCUCAAUGAAGAGCAAAAUGAACAGUGUAAUGGAAUGGGACUUUUGAAUGAUCCAGGCUGUACUGCAAUGGUGGAGGGAUGCUACUGUUCAGAUACAAUGACCAUGUUCAGCCCAAGCUCUGACAUUUGUGUCUCAUCCUGUUGCACUGGACCUGAUGGCAAUCCUAAAGGGCAUGGUGAGAGCUGGCUGUCUAACUGUGAGCGCUGUUACUGUGAAGAGUACACUGACAGCGUUAUGUGUGAGCCCAUUAAAUGUCAGCCUCAAAUGCCAGUAACCUGCACAAAGGACGGGGAGGUAUUGACCAACCAGACAGUUGACUGCUGCACAAAGCAGGUUUGCGAAUGCAACGUUAAAUACUGCCCUGUGCCAUCUGUACUUUGUGAAUUGGGAUUUGAGUUAAAGGUGACAAUGCCAGAUGAUAGUUGCUGCCCAGUUUACACAUGUGUUCCCAAACUUGUUUGUGUCUACAAUAACACUGAGUACAAGACUGGUCAUCCUGUUCCCCAAGACCCAUGCGGAUCAUGUGUCUGCUCUGCAAGGACAAAUCCUGAAACCAAAUUACAGUACACUGACUGCACGACAAAUCCAUGUAACGUUCUCUGCUCAGAGGGCUAUGAGUAUGAAAGUGUCACUGGACAAUGCUGUGGACAAUGCAAACAAAAACGCUGUGUUUUUGAUUAUCCUGGCAUCGAUACUCCAGUUGUUAUUGAUCCUUCUAAUACAUGGACACCACCAAAUGAGAGCUGCACCAAGUACAGUUGUUCAAAGGAUGGUGAUAACUUUAUUGUCAUUAAGACUGAAACUCCAUGUGCUGACUAUAAUCCAGAUAACUGCAUUCCGGGAACUGAGACAACCUAUGCGAAUGGCUGCUGCAGAAGUUGUGUCCCUCUUCAGGACUGUGCAGUUACGAAAAAUGUCACCCGUCUGAAGAUUGAUGACUGCAUAUCCAAGAAUGAAGUAGAACUGACGGGUUGUGCUGGAACUUGUGGGCUUUCAUCAUCAAGAUACUCUGUGGAAAUGAAGAUGUUCAUACAUGAAUGCAAAUGCUGUAAAGAACUGGAAACCACUGAGAAGACAGUGGUCAUGGACUGCGCUGGUAAAGUGACCAAAUCUUACGUCUACCUUUAUGUUGAGAAGUGUAGCUGUGAAGAAUGUGUGUAUGGUUAGAAACGUGAAGUACAUGCUUAAACCUAUUAGAGAACCAACCAUGAUGCAUUAUAUGAUGUUCCCACAAAGGCACAGAUUUGAAUAAUCUCUCAAAUUAAAGUCUGUUGCUUUGUCAUACAAGAUACAAGAUACUUCAAAGCACUAUAAUUAAUAAUUGCAUUUUUAUAUAAACUUUAUGAAGAGAAAUUAACAGUAAAUAAAAAAUCUGAUCACAUAUAUGGCUGUGAUCAACUUAAAGAGCGUGAAUCACCAUGUGGUUGAUGUUUAAAGGAGUUACAUUGUCCAAAAAUGUGUCCUUAUCUACUUUCAACAGUUAGAUAUGACUUGACAUUUUAUGUCAGCCAUCACCAGUGUCACAGUCCAAGGAAUAUGUAUGAAAGGAUUCUCCUGCUUUAGACAGCACAUGUCACACAAGUCACCCUCACAGAUUCAUCAUCUCAUUUAGGGAUGUAGAUUCAGUUUCUGCCUUGUGAUGACAGCAUAUAUUGGUCCCGCGGUGUUUGUCUCUUUUAGUUUUACUAUUUGCUAUUUUUAAUUUUUUUUCCAUCUCCUAAUCUGUUUGGUGCAGUGUGUGAAAUCUAAGUGGGUGUUUUGUUUUUUUUCUGUAAAUGAUUUGAAAGAUAACAAAUGAAGAAGAGACAAGAAUGGUAUCAGGAUAUACCAUAAAAUAGCAGAUGUGUGACUGUUUUGCAAUGAACACUACUUUUAUGCAAUCAUUGAUUUGUUCAGCAUGUGAAAUCUGAAUGUAGUUUCUGUCAUUAAAACUUGAAGCUUCUUGAGCAUUAUA